Messenger RNA from Lasiodiplodia theobromae, 861 nucleotides. RefSeq names its product Homeobox domain containing protein. The record is from RefSeq and is a predicted model, not a curated record. Gene Ontology annotation, biological process: proteolysis. Gene Ontology annotation, molecular function: cysteine-type endopeptidase activity. The transcript has a single exon. The coding region runs from base 1 to 861 and encodes 286 amino acids. Lineage: Eukaryota; Fungi; Ascomycota; Dothideomycetes; Botryosphaeriales; Botryosphaeriaceae.
AUGGGUGAACAGUACAAGAGAGUAUAUUGCAUUAUGCUCGAAUGGCAAGAGAGUGAUAUUAAGAAAUCGCUGGACCAAGAACUUGACGAUCUCCACAAAACCCUUCGAAUCGAAUACAAUUUCUCAGUCGUCAGAAUCGGCAUCCCCUCCAAGAGCCCCGAGGACACUGUCGACAAGUAUCUGGCCGCGUUCUACAGAGCAAUCGAUGGCACCAGCGGACUCAAGGACAUGCCAAUACUCGUCAUUCUGUUUUACAGUGGCCAUGGUUGUGAGGUGCCGCCAAGUCAAUCCAACAAGGAGUUCUCCAUCGCAGGCUACCGCGAACUAGACUGGAAAAAGCUGGAACGGCGAUUCAUUGAACACUCAAUGUACGACCACCUUCUCCUAAUCGAUGCUUGUUACGCCGGAAAUGCCGUGCCGCGCGGGUCGUUCGUCGGCCUGGAUCCCACUCAAUACCCGCAAUUUUCGGACCUGGCAAACGGCGUCAACAGGGUCAAUCAGUUCACGCGUCUGCAUGCCCUCACCGCUGCCGACCAGGAGGUUGAGGCUUACACCGGCUCGAAGUCGUUCACUCGUUGUCUUGACAAGGCACUACAGGACCAUCUCGCGCUUGGGACGCCUUUUGAUGUGGCAAGCUUGUUCAGCACCAUGAGCCACGUCCAAACGGCGGGAAGUGUUGUUGCUCCAAACACGCGUUGGAUGCAUUUCCCGGUCAGUCCUCUGGCGAUCAGCGGUCCUCACAUACUCAUUGGAAGGCUGUCAAAGACCCCUCUGACUUUUCAACGGACUGGUACCCAUGGGUUGUCGGCAUUGCAAAAACAGAGCGACAGGCGGGUUGGAGCACCGGAGAGUAACGAAUAA